Knipowitschia caucasica is the source of this 366-nucleotide messenger RNA. The record is from the annotation of a GenBank genome assembly. Lineage: Eukaryota; Metazoa; Chordata; Actinopteri; Gobiiformes; Gobiidae.
AUGGACCCUCGUGCGGCGAGGCCCGGGUCCAAAGAUACGGAGCCUGGACUGAAGGGACGCCUCGGCCUCAAACAUGGGACGGUCCCCCUCCGCCGUGGGGUCUGCGGCUCUGAUUGGAGCAGAAACAGCUGCUUCUCCAGCGGCUCCCAGGGCGGCCUCCCACGGCUGUGGUGCGGCUGUGGUGCUGCUGUGGUGCUGCUGUGGUGCGGCUGUGGUGCUGCUGUGGUGCGGCUGUGGUGCGGCUGUGGAGCACAGGCGCAGAGCGAGGACCCGGACCAGGCGGAACCGGGCGUCUGUGAUAGUGCCUCUCCGAACCACAGAGUCUAUCAAAGCCGUGUGUUUUAUGAGUCUGCUGCGACACUUUGA